AUGAAAGACCAAAACAACAACAACGUCAAAGAAAAUGACGCCAUCCACAACAUCAACAAAAAUGGCGUAAUCAACAACAACAACAACAACAACAUCGACGAUGACGACAACAUGAUUAUCGAGAAUGCUCAAUUCGAAAUCAACCCGAACAAAAAACAACAACAAAGCGUAAACGGCAACAUCAACAACGACAUCAACAACAAAAACAACAACAACAACGACGACAUCAACAACAUCAACAACAACAACAACUUCAAAAACAACAACAGCAACAAGUUACCGUUCCUACUAACCAGUGCAUUAAUGGUUGUAUUGGUUGCUGUCUUACUGGCCAUAUUCCUACUCUGCUACUGCAUCUUCGUAAAUUAUUUCAACAAAAAGAGCUCGUGCAAGCGAAAUUAUAAGCAAAAAAAGUUUCCUAAACGAUAUUCUCACGAUAAAAAAUACUGUAGUAAGUUAUCGAAAAGAGCCAUUGAUGACGACGUUGUGGUCGCUACCUCGACCACUUCCGCUGACGUCAUUUCUAAAUUAGAACUACAAAAACCGUUUUUAUCCGAUUCGAAGAAACCCGACGCGGAAAAAAAUAUAAAUAGUUGUUAUUAUAACACAAAUUAUAAUGUGAAUAAUAAAAAUAAUAAUCAUAAUUAUCUUAGUAAUAAUAAGAAUGAUAAUAAAUACAACGAUGAUAAUGAGUGUGUGAACAACAACAAAAAAGUCGCGUCCCAGAAAGCAAGUAACAACUCAAGCAACAACGCAAGAAACUGCGUUAAAGGCUGCAACAAUAAUGACAAAAGUGUCAACAACAACAUAUCGACCAACAGUACAUCAACCAACAACACAUCAACCAACAACUUAAACCACGGGCCAACAAACACCCACGACAUAAACAACAACAACAACAAUAACAACAAAAUAAACACACCAUCCAACCAAAAAAUCGGGUUAAAGGUCACCAAUAAAAAUAACACAGUUUCUUUUUCGGAUCCGACGCAUCUAAAACCAGCAAAUACGUCAUCAACAUCAACAACAACAUGCCAAAAACUACAAAACCAGGCAAAAAACAAAGAUGGCGUCGAAAAUAGGAUUGGCGAGCGAAUUAAUAAUUCAAACGAUUUUAAAAAUAAUGAUUACAACGUGCGGUACCUAAAAUCCGGUGGGGAUAUUUCACUAAUUCCGGCACGAGAUGUCAAUCAUGAAGGGCCCAGACGUGUAUACACGUGGACAGAUUUUUGA
Messenger RNA from Helobdella robusta, 1233 nucleotides. RefSeq lists its product as hypothetical. The transcript has 3 exons. The record is from RefSeq and is a predicted model, not a curated record. Bases 1 to 1233 code for a protein of 410 amino acids. Lineage: Eukaryota; Metazoa; Annelida; Clitellata; Rhynchobdellida; Glossiphoniidae.